AACUUUGAAUAUUUUAAUUUGUCAAACAUUUUUUUCUAUUUUACUGUUUUAUUACGUUUGCCCGAAUGAAAUGGGCUGAUAUUUUAUGGAUUGAUCCUGCAAUCAGGUUAUUUCUUAGCAGUUAGAAUUAUCAUAUGUCAAAUUCAAUACCUAAGUACUGUACAGAUAGGACAGAUAUGUUGUUAUGCAGGACUUUCGGUUUAUAAUUAGGAGUGAGAAAGAAAACCUCCAUAUUCUCUGGAUUUACCGUUUACGUUUUCUUAGCUAUACUUAUGGCCUUGUGGGAAUCUGAUCAGUCAGCGCUGCUCACAAUCUGUGUCGCACCAAGGGCACUAAUCUUGCUGCGCACGACUUAGAACUCAUGGAAUCCGCGAAGAUUCUGCCUCGUGCAGAUACUGCUGCGCGCAACAAGCGUAUCCUCGUUGCCUUCGAUUUCGACCACACGAUCGUCAAUGAUAACUCUGACACCUUUAUUCUGUCCCUUCUGGAUACCCCUUUACCCGAAGAGAUCGAGGACGUACGGGGCGAAAAAGGCUGGACGGAAUACAUGGAUGCCAUUUACGGGCACCUGCACUCUCUUGGAAUCUCCACGGCAGCGAUACACCAGCACCAGGAGCGCGUACCGCUGGUGGAAGGCGUCAAGGAAUUUUUGGAAUUUCUGUCCACCAACAAAGACAUCGUGGACUGCGCGAUCAUCUCCGACGCCAACGGUCUCUUCAUCCCGUGGAUCCUGGAGGCCCACCACCUCCUGGAAGUCUUCACCGGCCGCAUCCACACCAACCCGGCCUGGAUCGACGACACGGACCGGAUGCACAUUGCGUUUUAUCACACCAACACCUGGUGCGAGUUAAGCGCACGGAAUAUCUGUAAAGGCGCUGUAUUGCGCCGGCUCUGCUAUCCCAACGCCCAACAGGAAGAUGUGCCGUCCGCAGCGGAAGAGUUGCUGAAGCCGCUGGAUGACGGAUGUCUCUAUGAUUGUGUGAUAUUUGUGGGUGAUGGGCAGAACGAUUACUGUCCCAGUUUACGGUUGCGUCCGCAGGAUUUUGUUUUUGCACGGCAGCGGUUUCAGUUGGUGAAUUUGUUGAAGAAAAACGCGGAGUUGGUGAAAGCGGGGGUGUUUACAUGGGCGACCGGUUAUGAUAUGCUGGAGAAAACGAAGACGAUAAUAAAACGAUAAUUUUAUCAUUUAUCUGCGACAU
This is a messenger RNA of Paramacrobiotus metropolitanus, 1199 nucleotides long. RefSeq names its product pyridoxal phosphate phosphatase PHOSPHO2-like. NCBI's taxonomy places the organism in Eukaryota, Metazoa, Tardigrada, Eutardigrada, Parachela, Macrobiotidae. The record is from RefSeq and is a predicted model, not a curated record. The transcript is spliced from 2 exons. Gene Ontology annotation, molecular function: phosphatase activity. Bases 362 to 1177 code for a protein of 271 amino acids.